Messenger RNA from Vigna radiata var. radiata (mung bean), 474 nucleotides. RefSeq lists its product as uncharacterized. The coding region runs from base 131 to 454 and encodes 107 amino acids. NCBI's taxonomy places the organism in Eukaryota, Viridiplantae, Streptophyta, Magnoliopsida, Fabales, Fabaceae. The record is from RefSeq and is a predicted model, not a curated record. The transcript is spliced from 2 exons.
UUUUCAUCAUCAAAGGAGACUUCUUCCAGUGACAGAACCUAUUCUGAGGCGAGGUUCCAGUGCAGAGUUCUCCAUUGAGGUCUUCAACGAGCAAAAGGGAGUGAAAUUAAUAGAUAAUGCUCAGAAGAAAAUGAUUACCUCAAACUCUUGUUGGCAAAAUGCAUAUCAAUAUCUUUUUGCUAGGUGUUCUGAGAUCUUGGCUGUUGAUGAGAAGAGGGCGUAUGCAUUCAAACAUGAAACUGAGAGACUUGUGACUGAAUUAAAAAGUUCAGCCCAGUAUGUUGAGAACAAGUUAGAUAACAUUGAAGAGAAAUCAGAACAUCUAUUACAAGGUUCUCAGAGAAUUCAUGAUUCUCUUGAUUUAAUUGGCAGCCACACCCAACAUGUAGCUCAAACUGCUGGACAUCUGGAAGGUCACAGAUUCUGUGUUAAUUCAUUCACAGAAUGUUUAUGAGCAAACUACAAAAAUUGCAG